Messenger RNA from Xiphophorus hellerii (green swordtail), 3292 nucleotides. It is a transcript of the gene nprl3, whose product is annotated as NPR3-like, GATOR1 complex subunit. The transcript is spliced from 12 exons. The coding region runs from base 1215 to 2702 and encodes 495 amino acids. Lineage: Eukaryota; Metazoa; Chordata; Actinopteri; Cyprinodontiformes; Poeciliidae. The record is from RefSeq and is a predicted model, not a curated record. Gene Ontology annotation, biological process: negative regulation of TORC1 signaling; cellular response to amino acid starvation; positive regulation of autophagy. Gene Ontology annotation, cellular component: GATOR1 complex.
CAAAACAGCGUAAUCCAUAUGCACUGAACACAACUGGGGAUGUUCUGGAAGAUCCGGAUGGUGAUUCAAGUGCAAGACAUUCAGACUUUGCAUGUCGAUAAUGUAUUUGGACAUUGGGGGGAUACUUCACUGCUAUUGAUGCCCUAAAACAAUGGAGAUUUUAUGGAUCCCAGAUGGGCACAACAUGAUGAUGGAAAAGAUUGAAGAUGAGUGAGAAACAUAUUGAUAUGGCAAAAAAUUCAACAGUAAUUGCAAUAGCAUAAACUUGAUUAUCAUUUGAUAUUGUAAACUCACCAUAUCACGUGCAAUGUCCACUACUGGUAUACCUAUAUAUGCAAGUGAGAUGUACAUGCAGAGCAGCAUGUUUACAUCACUGUGUCACAUGUUUUUUGGGUUUGUUUUAAUGUCCAUUUUCUGCAUUUAGCCCAACUGUGUGUUGCAUCUUUCCUUUUGUUUGCUUUUUUUUGUUCUUCUUUUUUUGGUGCCCAAAUCCCAUUUCAGGGAGCAAUGUCCGCUAACUGACGAACAGUUGGUAGCAGGGUAAGACCGAAACAUUCUGAACCACCUCUCCUUCCCCUAGAUCACUCCCCUGUCCUGUUAUUUCACUCCAUCUUUCCUGUUUUUGUGCCCUGUAUCAAUCUCCAAUCCCAAUCUCUGUGCCGUUCCUUUUUAAUGAUGUACAGAAGAUGAAUCAUGCUUGCACUAAAAUCAUCGGUUUAAAUGUACGCUCAUAAUUCAGAGCAUGUAGACUUGGCAAAUAAGAAUGAAAUUCAAAUCAGUUACAGCAGUUUGAGUAAUACUUUUCAUUGCUUUUUAAAAUGAUGGUGGUGGAAAAGGUCCAUAUUAUGUUUAAUUUUUUUCUAGUAGAUAACACCUUAAUUUGUAUCCCCUUUGACUGCAGCAUGAGUUACAUCAGUCAAACCAGCAUGAGUUUGUCACAUUUCUCAUUCAUGUAUCAUUCACUAUUUUCUGCUGGGAAACCUCUUCUUUUCCUUACCUCACAGUUGCCAAAUUAGAUUUUCUUGUUAUUAUUGAAUUAUUUUAAGUCAAAUCCAUCCUAUAAGCAGGAAUAAGAGCAUUAUAGCCAGAUAAUCUGAACCUUUUUCACUCAUCUCAGCUGCUCCCAGUUUGCAAGGUUUUUCAUUGAGUUUGUGCUUCCUUCCUCGAGGUUUUCUGAUAGCAUCCUGGCCACCAUCCUGGCCACCAAGAACGAUAUGUGUGGAAAGAAGUUUGAACUCAAGAUAGACAAUGUUCGAUUUGUGGGUCACCCGACUCUUCUGCAGCAUUCUCCCCUCAUCCAGGUUUCCAAAACAGAUCCUUCGCCUAAGAGAGAAAUGCCUACGAUGAUCUUGUUUAAUGUGGUUUUUGCACUAAGAGCAAAUGCCCACCCGUCAGUGAUCAGCUGCAUGCACAACCUGUCUCGGCGCAUCGCCAUAGCCCUUCAGCAUGAGGAGCGCCGCUGCCAGUACCUGACCAGAGAAGCCAAGCUGAUGCUUUCCAUGCAAGACGAGAUCACCACUACGACUGAGACAGAUGGAACCCCGCAAUCUCCAUUUAGACAAAUUCUUCCAAAAUGUAAACUAGCCAGAGACUUAAAGGCGGCCUACGACAGCCUCUGUACAACAGGUGUGGUACGAUUACAUAUCAACAACUGGCUGGAGGUCAGCUUCUGCUUGCCUCAUAAGAUCCACAGGGUCGGUGGGAACUACAUUCCCCCAGAGGCACUAGAGCGCAGUCUGAAGGCCAUAAGGCCCUAUCAUGCCCUGCUGCUGCUAGAAAGUGAGAAGGCGCUGUUGGAUCAACUUCCUCUGGACUGCUCACCUGCAAUGGUGCGCCUGAUAAAGACCUGCUCAGCAGUGAAAAACCUGCAGCAGCUCGCCCAGGACGCUGACCUGGCCUUACUUCAGAUCUUCCAAAUUGCUGCUCACUUGGUUUACUGGGGCAAGGCGAUCAUCAUCUUUCCUCUUUGUGAGAAUAACGUCUACAUGCUGUCUCCUCAUGCCAACAUCUCUCUAUACUCCACUUUGGCUAAGCAAUUUGCUCAGCAGUUCUCUGGCCACGAUCUGCCCUCCAUGUUGGCCAAGUUCUCUCUACCGGUCUCAUUGGCCGAAUUCAGAAACCCCCUGGAAGCCCCUGCACAGGAGGCCCAGCUCAUCCAGAUGGUGGUGUGGAUGCUCCAGCGCCGCCUGCUCAUCCAGUUGCACACUUAUGUUUGCCUUUUAAUAUCACCCAGUGAAGAUGAGCCUACACCCAAGGAUGAAGAACUUCCACUGGCUGCGCGGGUUGGAGGCCGCAGUCUCAGCACCCCGAGCGCUCUCAGUUUUGGUUCUCCAACCAGCAGUGACGACAUGACCCUAACCAGUCCCAGUAUGGAGAAUUCCAGCGCUGAGCUGCUGCCUGGCGGAGACUCUCCUUUGAAUAAAAGGAUGACAGAAACACUCCUGGCAAGCCUGUCAGAGCAUGAGAGGCAGGUUAUACUGAACAUCCCGGCUGCGCAAAAUCCUGAGGAUCUGCGGAUGUUUGCCAGGCUGCUGCACUAUUUUCGGGGACAUCACCACCUGGAAGAAAUCAUGUACAACGAGAACAUGAGGCGAUCGCAGCUCAAGACGCUGUUCGACAAGUUCCGCAGCGUCCUCAUUGUGACGAACCACGAAGAUCCUAUUAUUUCUAUCUUUCAGUCUCCCAUGGAGUACACAGCAUGACUGCCCACCCACUGGUUCAUCUGCAACGUGCUCAGGACCAAGGAGGCUCUGCGACUGACAUGACGGCAUUAGUGUGUGAAGAGUUACAAAAUAUAGAGUAUUUUUUAUCUUUGAGCCAAACCUUUGUUUACAAUAGUAAAUUAUUUUAUAUAUGCCAGACAUGCCUUAUGGGUUCACUGUGAAAAGUGGAAGCACUGGCGCACUGGCAGACUGACACAAUCGCCCGUGCCGGCUUUAGAAGUGCACAUCAAGCACUGAUCGUUCCAGGCCUCCAGCUACCUCUCUUUAGGCGUCCCAAAGGUGGAGAUGGAAGCACUGCAGAGCAAAAAAAAAAGAUGAAGAGUCUUAGCAGCAAACAGCUUGUUUUUGCACAGGCUCAGGUUGGAUGGAAAGGGGCUUUCAAAACAUCUGUAAAAAUCACUGAGAAGAACAUUUCCCCCGAGUGAAUGCUUAUUGGAAAACAGAUGGAAUUAUAUGAGACAGACUACUGUAUGUAGAAAAAUGAUUUUCUUUUUCAAAUAAACUCAGUCAGGUCUAAUCUUUUACCUUACUGUACAACUUUGCUUCAAUAAACUGCAGUUCAAAAUAAA